AUGUCUCUAUUUCAUUUCCUUGUUAUCCUUCUUCAUAUUGUAACCACUCUGAACUUAGCUUCAGCCACUGAAUUUGUCUACAACACAAAUUUCAGCCACAAAAACAUCAAUUUAUUUGGAAAUGCAAGUAUUGAAUCCUCCAUUCUAACUCUAACUAAUCAGAGUUUCUUCUCCAUAGGCCGCGCUUUCUAUCCUCAUAAAAUACCUACCAAACAAGCCAACUCUUCAACUCUUCUCCCAUUUGCAACCUCCUUCAUCUUCUCUGUUUCCCCCAUUAAAAACUUUGUUAUUACUGGUCAUGGUCUUGCUUUCAUAUUUGCACCAUCAAGAGGUGUAAACGGCAGAUCCUCGGCCGAGUAUCUUGGCCUUUUCAAUCUCAGCAAUGAAGGCAGUCCCCAGAACCAUGUUUUUGGAGUUGAAUUCGACACAAUUAUGAAUGAAGAGUUCGACGAUAUCAAUGGAAAUCAUGUUGGCGUUGACAUAAACUCGCUUGCUUCGACAAUUUCACAUGAGGCUGGAUAUUGGUGUGGGAAUGAUGAUAAGGAGUUCAAGGUGUUGAAGAUAAGCAAUGGAGAGAAUUAUCAGGUAUGGAUUGAGUUCAAGCAUUCACAGCUUAAUGUUACUAUGGCUAAGGCAGGACAAAAGAGGCCUCGAGCGCCUCUUAUCAGUAUAAACCUUAAUGUUUCUGAGGUUCUUAUGGAUGAAAUGUAUGCUGGUUUCAGUGCAUCAACAGGAAAAAUAUUAGACAGGGUUAAUAUUCUUGCUUGGAGUUUUAGCAAUUCAAAUUUUUCAAUUGGUGAUGCUUUAGUGACUGACAACUUGCCUUCAUUCUUCCUUCAUAAAAGAUGGUUUUCCGGAUUAAGAGCCUUACUUCUUGGAGUAAUCAGUGUGCUAAUCAUUGGUUGUGGCUCUACAGUGUUGUUUGUGCUACGCAGGCGAAACAAGAAAGGUGAAGAACUUGAAGACUGGGAGUUAGAGUAUUGGCCUCAUAGGAUUAGUUUCCAUGAGAUUGAUGCAGCGACUAGGGGUUUCUCUGAAGAGAACGUGGUUGGUAAUGGCGGAAAUGGGAAGGUAUAUAAAGGAGUUCUGCAAGGUGAAGAAGUAGCAGUGAAGAGAAUUCUUCAAGAAAGAGAACAAGGGAUGAGAGAGUUCUUGGCUGAGGUCUCAAGUCUUGGUAGAAUGAGGCACAAAAACUUGGUUGGAUUGAGAGGUUGGUGCAAGAAAGAAAAGGGAAACUUGAUUCUUGUUUAUGACUUGAUGAACAAUGGAAGUUUAGACAAAAGGAUCUAUGACAGUGACGAAAACAUGAUGCUAUGUUGGGAAGAGAGGAUAAAUAUUUUGAAAAAUGUGGCUGCAGGGAUUCUAUACCUGCAUGAGGGUUGGGAAGUUAAGGUUUUGCAUAGGGACAUCAAAGCAAGCAAUGUUCUACUGGACAAGGAGAUGAAUGCAAGGUUGGGAGAUUUCGGAUUGGCGCGAAUGCAUGAUCAUCAUGGACAAGUAGCCACCACAACACAAGUAUUAGGCACAGUAGGAUACAUAGCUCCUGAAGUAAUUAGAACUGGAAGAGCAUCAACACAAUCUGAUGUGUAUGGUUUCGGAAUAAUGAUGUUGGAAGUGCUUUGUGGAAGAAGGCCAACUGAAGAACACAAGCCAGGGCUACUUGAAUGGUUGGUCUCCCAAACGGUGAAUGGCCAGUUGCUUAGUGCUGUUGAUCAGAGAUUGAAGGCUAAGGGUGGAUACACCAUUGAAGAAGCUGAGAGGUUGCUUCAUUUGGGUCUGUUAUGUUCAAAUUCAGACCCUAAUAAGAGGCCAAUGAUGAGGCAGAUUUUGAAAAUGCUAGAAGGUGAUAUGGAAGGAGUUGAUUCUGAUGAAGAAAAUAUGGAGAUCAGUUUACUAGGAAAAAUAAAAUCAGCAUCAAUGUGGUCUGAUAAUGAAUGUACUUUUCCACAACCUACUUUGGAUGAAAUUAGGAUAUUCAGUUCUAGUUCUAUGAUGAUUCCUAGAAGUGGCUCAGGUACCAUUCCUCCAGAAUUCUCAGAAUCAGACAUCAUUAGAGAAGGUAGGUAACAUUUUAGUUGUUGCAAUUUUCAGAUUAUCCACCAUGUUGAAUAAAGAAAAUUCAAAGGGUCUACCUUGUUAGAAGCUUGUGAAAAACUACCAAAAAAGCAAUUCAAAGUUUUCAAGACUUUUCAAUGCACGUGACCAAUUGACGUCCAAAGAAGGACUCAUAUAUU
Arachis duranensis is the source of this 2234-nucleotide messenger RNA. Its product is annotated as L-type lectin-domain containing receptor kinase VII.1-like. Gene Ontology annotation, biological process: protein phosphorylation. Bases 1 to 2067 code for a protein of 688 amino acids. Gene Ontology annotation, molecular function: ATP binding; protein kinase activity; carbohydrate binding. Gene Ontology annotation, cellular component: plasma membrane. The transcript has a single exon. NCBI's taxonomy places the organism in Eukaryota, Viridiplantae, Streptophyta, Magnoliopsida, Fabales, Fabaceae. The record is from RefSeq and is a predicted model, not a curated record.